CGUGUCGGGAGGGGGGAAAGUGUCGUGUCCUGCCCCGCCCUGAAUGUACACUGACUCGACGCUAUCAACCUCUGAGCGCCACGGAGGGAACUUCACUGUGAAAAGUACACAGACAUUAUCAACUCUAGAUCUGCACCAAAAGUCCAAUGGUCAAUGUUUGCUUCGGGAUCCCUGCUGCGCAAAGCACCCAGACUGCACAAGGGCUUGGAAGGCUGCCGGCUGGGUUGGAGGCGACCGAGCACGUCCGUAUAUAUUGACACAUUAAAACAAAAAAGUUAGGCCGGUGGUAUCGCAGUCAUGUCUGGACAACCUAGAUUUGUGAGCCCGUUUUACAGACCCCAGUGUUUGGCUGCUGCAGCUCCAGCGGCGGGGAAAGCCAAACUCACGCACCCGGGGAAGGCUAUCUUGGCAGGUGGAAUAGCAGGAGGCAUAGAGAUCUGCAUCACCUUCCCCACCGAGUAUGUUAAAACACAGCUGCAGCUUGACGAGAAGGCAAAUCCUCCCAAAUACAAAGGCAUUGUUGACUGUGUGAAGCAGACAGUGAACGGUCAUGGCGUGAGGGGUCUCUACAGAGGUCUAAGCUCACUGCUUUAUGGCUCUAUACCUAAAGCAGCUGUCAGAUUUGGGGUGUUUGAGUUCCUCAGUAAUAAGAUGCGUGAUGAAAAAGGAAGACUAGACAGUACACGAGGAUUAAUCUGUGGCCUUGGGGCUGGAGUUGCAGAGGCUGUCCUCAUAGUCUGUCCUAUGGAGACAGUUAAGGUCAAAUUCAUACAUGAUCAGACAUCAGCAAAUCCAAAGUACAAGGGAUUUUUCCAUGGUGUGAGGGAGAUUAUUAGAGUCGAAGGACUGAAGGGGACUUACCAAGGCCUAACAGCCACCGUGUUGAAACAAGGCUCCAACCAGGCCAUCCGCUUCUAUGUCAUGACUUCCCUGAGGAACUGGUACAAAGGUGAUGACCCCAACAAAGCCAUUAACCCUCUGAUAACUGGACUGUUUGGAGCUGUUGCUGGUGCUGCCAGCGUGUUUGGAAACACUCCUCUGGAUGUCGUUAAGACCAGAAUGCAGGGUCUUGAAGCUCACAAGUACAAAAGCACAUUGGACUGUGCUAUGAAGAUCAUGAAGCAUGAGGGACCAAAAGCGUUCUACAAAGGUACUGUGCCCCGGCUGGGUCGGGUGUGUAUGGACGUGGCCAUAGUCUUCAUUAUCUACGAGGAAGUCGUGAAGGUCCUGAACAUUGUUUGGAAGACGGACUGAAAUGGACCCGUCCCGGUGCUACACAACAAGCGAGAGCGUUAGGACAGGCCAUUCACAUUAUUAACCAGGCCAAGUCCUAAACCAAUCUCCGUAAACCACGUUUCUAGGUUCUAAUAUCUACCUCUUAGUGAUUUUCAGAGUGAACGAAAGGGAUUGGUAUGUUCUUGAUUUUAUUAAUAGCACAGCUACUACACAUAGAAGCAUUAUCUGCAUUAAAAAAAAGUUUCAGAUUGCAGAGUCAGUGCUUACACUUCCUUUUUUAUCUUAAAUUCCAGAAUGGGGUAGUUCAUUAAGCGCUCAGGGAAAGGAACGGGGCAUUUAUUAUAUAUCUACUGUCCGCACAGACAACUACAGCGCUUUAAGUUUACUUAUACUAAUGCUGUAUGUACUUAAUCGAAGAGAAACCAAUACCCACCCCAACACAAUGUGAUUUUAGACACUAUAGACAAAGAAAUUAUACUUGAAUUGAGAGAUUAUAUCCAGAGAUCAAACCAUUUGGAAGUCCUCUUUAUAUGCAAGUAUUUAGAUUUUUUUCUACAAGACGUUUCAAAAGCGAUAUUUCAUUCAGUACCUGAUGAAAUAAUUUAUAUUCAGAUGCCACAUGCUGCAGAGGCGACAGGCACAUUAAGAACUGAAUGCCUUAAAUCACAAUUGUCACAUGAAUCAAGAUUGUAGGAUCCAUAAAGAGAUGCAGUUUUUUUUUUUUUUUUUAUUAUUAUUAUGUUGCAUCUGUACAGAACUUUAGAAAUGCACAAAACAGUAGUUGAGGUGAAAAGCAGGUUCACUUUUAAGUUGUAGAGAUGUUUUAAAUCCAUUAAUGUAAUAGACUGAUGCUAUAAAAAGUGCCUAGGUAUUCAUUUUAAGAUCUUAUUGAGAUUAAGAAUGAUUGAAUGUUGUACUUUAGUCACUACGGAUUUUUUAAAUAAUGUAAUCAGUUGCACACCACGCUGUGGUGGUGCCAGAUGUUUAAUUCCAGGCCGUUUCUGCGGUAUUUCUGAGAUGUUCAUAUCUUUUAAAUUUAUCAUAACUGUUGAUGAAUGUUUGAUUUUCCAUUUUAAAUUGCCUGUUUGAGAAGUGCCAUUAAUAGUGCCUUCCAUCUCAUUCCAGGGAGGGUGAGUGCUUUAGGAUAUAUUUUAUUGCAGAUUCUGUUUUUAUUUGUAACCACAUUAAUUGCCUUUUACUUUUUACACACAUACUGAUGACCCAAUGUGCCAACUGCUGCUUAAUUAUAAAUAUAUAUAUAUAAAUAUAAAGCCAUGUUAUAGACUGGAGUUUUGAGUAUGGCAUGUUUACAUGCAAUGCAAUUAAGUGUUUUACAAAUGUUAAGCUAUCCUUUUUCAGCUUCAGCUUGCAUACAUGUAGACUUUCUGUCAUAGCUAUUUAAAUCUCUUUUUUUCAAGAAGAAGAAAAAAACAAACAAGAAAAACUCCAGUAGUUAAAACCAAGUGUUGUGCCUUUAGUCUAAGUAGUUCUAACAUGGAUGCUCACAAAUAAACAUUGGAUCAGAUUGUU
This is a messenger RNA of Perca fluviatilis (European perch), 2766 nucleotides long. RefSeq names its product slc25a1 solute carrier family 25 member 1b (gene slc25a1b). NCBI's taxonomy places the organism in Eukaryota, Metazoa, Chordata, Actinopteri, Perciformes, Percidae. The transcript has 9 exons. The record is from RefSeq and is a predicted model, not a curated record. The coding region runs from base 298 to 1254 and encodes 318 amino acids. Gene Ontology annotation, biological process: mitochondrial citrate transmembrane transport.